Messenger RNA from Peronospora matthiolae, 1446 nucleotides. NCBI's taxonomy places the organism in Eukaryota, Oomycota, Peronosporomycetes, Peronosporales, Peronosporaceae. The record is from the annotation of a GenBank genome assembly.
AUGUCAUCCAACAAGACCUCGGCCAGUGUCUCCAUCGAUAAGUUCGAUGGGGACAACUACUCAACCUGGUGUCGCUACAUGCGCGGCGUGUUUCUGACGAAGUCAGUCUGGUACGUCGUGAACCGCGAAACGUCUCCAACCUUCACCGACACGCGAGCUUCCGACGAGUACGUCAAGGCGAGCAACAUCGCAAGGCGGGACCGCAUCUACCUCAAGCGCCAGCUGUUCAGCAUCAAGAUGGCGGAAGGUGCCAACGUCUUGCACCAUUGCAACGAAGUCUUGAACAUCGGCGCCAAGCUCAGCAGCAUCGGUGCCAAGAUGGAAGACGAAGACAUUGCGAUCUGCUUGCUGCUCAGUCUCCCGAAGUGUUUCGAGAACGUGGUUCUGAACUUGGAGAUGAGCAAUGCAGAGCUGCGCACGCAAGAUGUGGUCAAGGUGCUGACUAACGAGCACAUCAAGCGACAAGGCGAGAAGAUGACAACGGCAACGACAACGGUGAAGACUGAAGAUGCGACAAAGGCAUUCAGUACCGAGCGCAAGCCCUACCAAUGCACAUACUGCGGCAAGCCCAACGCGGCGGCAAUGGUCGUGGACGCGGGGCAAACAAUGUCCAGUGGCGACAUUAUGAUGAAGGCAACAGCUACGAUCGAGUGCGGAGUUUCGACGAACAAGAAUGGACCAGGAAUGUGGGCCGUUGACAGCGGGGCAACACAUCACAUCUGCCACGACAAGUUCAAGUUUGCAAGCUUGGUCGAAGGCAAUGAUGGCGAGAUCCUGGUGGCUGAUGGCAACAAGGCGGCCAUCAAAGGUGUGGGGACCAUCGUGGAAAAGGUGAUUCUGCCAAACGGGGAAGAGCGCGAGAUCGAGAUCAAGAACGCGCUCUAUGUGCCCAGCAUGAGCAAAAAUCUGCUCUCGGUGCCGCAGAUUAACAAGCACGGCAACUUCCAAGUGGUGUUUGACGGGGAUACGAUGUACGUCGCUCGCAAGGAUUCCAAUCAAGUGGUGGCAGCUGCGGAUCUUGUAGACGGACUCUACUGGCUUCGCACGACGCAGCGAUCGGCCAAUGCGACAUCACUCAGCAACGCUGUUGAUCUACAUGCGCGAAUGGGCCAUGCUCCAGUCGACGUGCUUCGCAGGAUGGUGACAAGCCACAUGAUCAAGGACGCUCACAUCCCUUCCAAGCCGAAUGGAUCAAGUGUGUGUCGAGGAUGCCAAGAAGGGAAGAUGGUCCAAAAACCAUUCCCGAGCAACCGUGACAAGCGCACCUACAACACCUUCGAGAUGCUCCACUUCGACAUCUGCGGACCCAUGGAAGAAAAAUCUCUGGGUGGCAGCAAGUAUCUGCUGCUGAUCGUGGAUGAAGCCAGCGGAUGCAUGAAGGGUUUUUGUCUGCAUUCCAAGUCAGAGAGCGAAGAGUGCAUCAAGAAGUACAUCACGAUGAUAUAG